This is a messenger RNA of Mixia osmundae IAM 14324, 219 nucleotides long. RefSeq lists its product as uncharacterized. NCBI's taxonomy places the organism in Eukaryota, Fungi, Basidiomycota, Mixiomycetes, Mixiales, Mixiaceae. Bases 1 to 219 code for a protein of 72 amino acids. Gene Ontology annotation, biological process: multicellular organism development. The transcript is spliced from 3 exons. The record is from RefSeq and is a predicted model, not a curated record.
AUGUCUGCUGCCUUCGGAUCGCAAGCUCGUUCAAAGUACCAUGCCGAUCUGACAACUUCGUCAGCAGCUACGGGUGGUGCCAUCAAGAAGAGAUCAGCCUACAACAAGUACAUGAAGGGAGCCCUUGGACGCAUCAAGGAUGAACAUCCCGACAUGGCCCACAAGGAGCGCUUCACGCUGGCUGCUCAGCAAUGGAAGACUCAUCCCGACAACCCGUGA